AUGUCAGCAAAUGGUAACUGGACUACAAACACUCAGGAAGCUGAAGACAAACGUAUCGAUGAUAUAAAACUAAACAACGAUCCAAAAGGUGUUCUGAGAACAAGUGGUCGUGGGCCGUCAGCCCUAGCCCUGGGCUCUAAGCCUGAACCAACAAUCUACUUGCUACGCUCCAGUACAAGAAUAGUAGCGCAGAUGAGUGCAUUUCCUGGAAUGAAUUAUGGGAGAUUGCCACUCAACCCCGCCGAUCUGUUCAUUCCUGCGGGGAUACUUGUUAUCCAACAGCAUGGGAUAGCCUUAUCGAUCCCGGGUCCCUUUCCCGAGUUUCCACCGACCCAACCGCGACAGCAGUCCGGCGAGAGCCUAUUGGCAACGUCCAAUCUGAUUGGCGAGACGGAGCUGUCGAAACAUUCUAGCCAGGCAACUGAAACCUCGUGCGAUGCAUGUGUAUAUCUAGUUGUGCUUGCAGAAGGCCUUCGUGCCGCCGAGUUAACCCCGAAGAUCACGGCCAAGCAUUCGAUCCCUGCCAACUCCGGCCGCGUCAUUGUUAGCCGCCAGAACAAGCCUUCAAGUGACAGCACAAGCCUAGUGUCACGCUAA
Molecule: messenger RNA, 597 nt
Organism: Rasamsonia emersonii CBS 393.64
Lineage: Eukaryota; Fungi; Ascomycota; Eurotiomycetes; Eurotiales; Trichocomaceae
Exons: 3
Coding region: 1-597 (198 amino acids)
Source: RefSeq, a predicted model, not a curated record